GCACAAGAAAUCCUAAUGAGACGACAGAUCUUGCGGCAUGUCAUUAAAACCUUCUCAGAAAGAAAAAAACAUUAUGAUGACAUGUCAGAUAAAUCUACACGUUGCUGGGGCAAUACUUCUUAACAUAGCAGGCUGUAUCUGUCAAUCAGACGUGUGUGGCCAAGCAGCUCUCAACACUAAGAUUGUUGGAGGCGAUGAUGUGACAGCAGGGUCUUGGCCCUGGCAAGUCAGUAUUCAGAGACUCAGUACUAGAAGUCAUUUCUGUGGUGGCAGUAUCAUCAAUAAAGACUGGGUUUUAUCUGCAGCUCACUGCUUUCAGAGCAACCCUGCAUCUAAUAUUAUAGUCUCUUUGGGACGUCAGACAUUAUCAAGCAUGAACUCAAAUGAGAUAUCUAGAACAAUACACCAAGUCAUCAGUCAUCCUAACUACAACUCAAAAAUCCAAAACAAUGACAUAGCUCUGUUAAAGCUCUCUUCUUCUGUGCCGUUUACCAAUUACAUACGACCCAUCUGUCUGGCGGCUGCCGGUAGCACAUUUGAUGCGAGUACUAAGAGCUGGAUAACAGGAUGGGGAAAACUUCAUUACGGAGACACCCAGCUUCCAAACACACUGCAGGAGGUGCAGAUACCGAUUGUGAGCAACGCUGACUGUAGCAAAGCUUAUGGAGGUUUCAUUACAAGCAACAUGAUUUGUGCUGGUCUUACCGCAGGGGGCAAAGACUCAUGCCAGGGAGAUUCUGGAGGUCCGAUGGUGUUUAACAACGGCACCCUGUGGAUUCAGUCAGGGGUUGUGAGUUUUGGUCAAGACUGUGCUCUACCCGGCUAUCCUGGUGUGUACGCUAGGGUUUCUCAGUACCAGUCUUGGAUCAACUCUCACAUAAACAGUAAUCAGCCUGGAUUUGUCUAUGUUAACUCUACUGGAUCCAAUAGUUCAUCUUGCACUUUGUUUUCUGUUUCUCACACAUUUUUCAUCAUCUCCCUCAUCUUCUUCCUUCUUCUCUUUGUUUAAAAAAACUGUACAAUAAGCGUAUACAGAUGAUAUAGGGCACUCCUAAAUCAGUUAAGGUUUUUAUUUAUUCACAUUUAGUUUUAAAGAUACUAAAAGAGAAAACAACCAGGAUUUUGUAAUGUACAGGCGAAAAUGUAAAUGGUUCGCUUUGAUGAAUAAAUGACAAAUUGUAAAGCGACUGCGGUUGAUCUAAAUCCAGAUUUGAGGUAAGGAUGCCACCUGGUGCUCAAUUUGUGGGGAUGCAGGCACUUUUGCCAUAAAAAUACAAUACACUGUAAAACUUUUCUGUAGUUACUGUAGAUUUAAUUAGUUAAAACUUUCCUAUUUUUUUUAUAAAACUUUAAACACUUUGACUUUUGAGAUUCAAAAUGAGCAAGAAGAGACUGAUCUCAAAAUACUGGCAUUAGCACAGCAAUACUGCAAAAAAUGACUGGCAUAUUCAAGCACACACUACACCUCAACCUUUUAAUUCAGUUCUAUCAGAUUCUUCCAUAAUUAAACACAAACAUGCCAGAUUCACAAAACUGUUCUUAAGAGAAAAUAUAAGAACUUUCUUCAGAUAAAUUACAGAAAGUUCUUAAAAAUAUUCUUAAAUGCAAUUCUAAAAUACUGUAUUUCCAUCUUCAUUUUUUCAAAGACUAAACGGGCAGGGCAGUCUUUGUCAAUGAUUAUACUACAAGAGUAAUUUGUCCAUUUGUUAAACUUUAUUUGUGUAACAAGCACCUCGCGACUCGCAUUAUUAUGUAAGCGUGUAAUGUGUUACAGUAAACGACAUUAACAAGUAUUAUAAGUAUACUUCUUUAGCCUAUAUAUUAUGACAUCAUCAUAUAUAUUUUUGUAACAUUUUGCAAUGUAUGUAAAAGCACUGUGGAUUAUCUAAUAAUGAAGGCUAAAUAUUGGUAACUUAAGGCAGUUACUGAUCAACAUUAUAUCAAUAUAAAAUAAUUCACAAAAGUGAUGGAAACGCCAAAUUUCGAAUUAAAAAUGAUGGUCAUUCUUAAACGCCUGAGCAAAGUCGUCAAGUAUUUCUGUAAUUGCCUCUUAGAACUAUCACGACUAUGUUUCCCGAACAGCAGACAUCCACAAAAGCACCGCAUUUAUUGAGUUUUCUAAUCGUCUGUUUGCGCAAGUAUUAUUAUAUUUGAAAACUAUUAUAUUCAGUGGCUUCUCUUACUUUUCUUACUGAUAUUUAGUGCCAGUUUAUUAGGAAGUGACGGUUGACUAGUCGGAUGGAAACGGUGCUUAUUCGCAAAUGUUUUAUGCGAUAUUCCAAUUUUGCGCAUAAGCUAAAUUGGCAACUUUGGAUGGAAACCCGGCUAGUGACAGGUUGUUGGAAACGCUGUUUUGUACUAAUUUUAUUCGCAAGUUACCUGUCGUACGGUGCUGCUGCUUCCUGCCGGGAAAGAGAGACCUCGCGCUCGCGGGGCAGCACUGGCGACAUUUUCCCACUGAAUGAAAGCUAAGGUUUAUCCAAGAAAUCUCUAGAUUUGUCGCUAUGUGCUUCUUCUAAACAAAAGCCGCUGGAGGGCUCGUAAAAGUGAUUAAAUCAAAAGACAGACUUCCUAAUUUAGAAACACUGUUUUGUGUGUGCACCUCCAUGUGCGCGGGAGAGAGAAGCGCACCGCAGAAUGAAUAUGGCGUAAACGCUGUUAUGUGAAAAUGUUUUCCCUUGCCUGGGCCCCUGGGCCUGUGCCCAUAAUGCCCAUUGGAUAAUCCGGCCCUGGGCACCACCCAAUCCAAAUCUUACGUGUUACUUAAGGGAAGGAUGGGUUUAGUCAUACACUGUAAAAAAUGACACGGCUAUUUACUUAAAAAAAAUUAAGGUAACAGUAUUACACAAAAUAUUUUUAAGUACUUUAAAGCAUAUUUUUAACG
Molecule: messenger RNA, 2884 nt
Organism: Triplophysa rosa
Lineage: Eukaryota; Metazoa; Chordata; Actinopteri; Cypriniformes; Nemacheilidae
Product: trypsin II-P29-like
Exons: 6
Coding region: 38-1009 (323 amino acids)
Biological process (GO): proteolysis
Molecular function (GO): serine-type endopeptidase activity
Source: RefSeq, a predicted model, not a curated record